Messenger RNA from Physeter macrocephalus (sperm whale), 4394 nucleotides. It is a transcript of the gene ZNF471, whose product is annotated as zinc finger protein 471. The transcript is spliced from 6 exons. Bases 143 to 2587 code for a protein of 814 amino acids. Gene Ontology annotation, biological process: negative regulation of transcription by RNA polymerase II. The record is from RefSeq and is a predicted model, not a curated record. NCBI's taxonomy places the organism in Eukaryota, Metazoa, Chordata, Mammalia, Artiodactyla, Physeteridae. Gene Ontology annotation, molecular function: RNA polymerase II cis-regulatory region sequence-specific DNA binding; DNA-binding transcription repressor activity, RNA polymerase II-specific. Gene Ontology annotation, cellular component: nucleus.
UCCCAGUCCAAGAGUUCCAGUGAGAAGCAAGAGGUGGGGUGACUGGAGCUCCUGACUGAAGCAGGAGACACCCUCAGUUCUGGCCUUACCCUUCCAGGACAGUGCUGUUCUCCAAGAGAAAAGCCAGGAAAAGAAGGCGAAAAUGACAGUUGAACUAGUGAAAGCCAUACCUCAGGACUUGGUGACAUUCAAGGAUGUAGCAAUAGACUUUUCCCAGGAGGAAUGGGAAUGGCUGAACCCUGCUCAGAGGAGUUUAUACAGGAGUAUGAUGUUGGAGAACUAUCAGAGCCUGGUAUCAGUGGGACUUUGUAUCUCUAAGCCAUAUGUCAUCUCCUUAUUGGAGCAAGGGAAAGAGCCUUGGGAGAUGAAGAGUGAGAUGAGAAGAACCCCAUUCCCAGAUUGGGAAUCUGUAUAUGAGACACAAGAAUUACCUCUGAAGCAGUUUGUGUGUGAUGAUGUAUUAAUGGAGAGAAUUAUAAGCUAUGGACUUGAGUGUCCCACUUUUGGAGAAGAUUGGAAAUGUGAAGAUCUUUUUGAGAGGCAGUCGUUAAGCCAAGAGACAUUUAUCAGGCAAGAGACAAUCACUCAUGAAGAAACCCUUACAGUGGAAAUAGACCACAAAUAUAACAAAUCUGGGAAAUUUGUCCCACUAGACAAUAUAGAAGAGAAUAUUUAUAAUCACAAGUCAGAUAAAAAAAGCUUUUCCAAAAAUUCCAUGGUAAUAAAACACAAGAAAGUCUACGCAGGGAAGAAACUUUUUAAAUGUAAUGAAUGUGAGAAGACCUUCACUCAGAGCUCAUCCCUUACUGUUCAUCAGAGAAUUCAUACUGGAGAGAAACCGUAUGAGUGUAAGGAAUGUGGGAAGGCCUUCAACCAGAGUCAACAUCUUGCCCAGCACCACAGAAUACAUACUGGAGAGAAACUGUUUGAAUGUAAGGAAUGUAGGAAAGCCUUCAGCCAAAAUGUUCACCUUAUUCAACAUCAAAGAAUUCAUACUGGAGAAAAACCAUAUAAAUGUAAGGAGUGUAGAAAAGCCUUCAGCCAGCCUGCACACCUUGCUCAGCAUCAGAGAAUUCAUACUGGAGAGAAGCCCUAUAAAUGUAAGGAAUGUGGAACCCUCUCUAAGGAAAGAGAGUUGGUAAUAAAACAUGCAGGAAUCUAUGCAGGAAAAAAACUUUUCAAAUGUAAUGAAUGUAAGAAAACCUUUACCCAGAGCUCAUCCCUCACUGUGCAUCAGAGAAUUCAUACUGGAGAGAAGCCCUAUAAAUGUAAGGAAUGUGGAAAGGCCUUCAGUGAUGGCUCAUCCUUUGCACGACAUCAGAGAUGUCACACUGGCAAAAGACCCUAUGUAUGUAUUGAAUGUGGGAAAGCCUUUAGGCAGAACACAUCCCUUAUCCGUCACUGGAGGUAUUAUCACACUGGGGAGAAACCCUUUGACUGCAUCGACUGUGGGAAAGCCUUCAGUGAUCACAUAGGACUUAUUCAGCAUAGGAGAAUUCAUACUGGAGAGAAACCCUACAGAUGUAAUGUGUGUGGAAAAACCUUCAGCUAUGGCUCAUCCCUGACUGUCCAUCAGAGAAUUCACACAGGAGAGAAACCGUACGAAUGUGAUAGCUGUGGGAAAGCCUUUAGCCAUCAUGCCUCACUCACUCAGCACCAAAGAGUGCAUUCUGGAGAGAAGCCUUACGAAUGCAGGGAAUGUGGGAAAGCCUUUAGGCAGAGCAUACACCUUGCUAGUCACCUGAGGAUUCAUACUGGCGAAAAACCCUAUGAAUGUAAAGAAUGUGGAAAAGCUUUUAGCAUCAGUUCACAGCUGGCUACUCAUCAGAGAAUUCAUACUGGAGAAAAACCUUAUGAAUGUAAGGAAUGUGGCAAAGCUUUCAACCAGAGAGCACACCUUGCACAGCAUCAUAAAAUUCAUACCGGAGAGAAACCUUAUGAAUGUACUGAAUGUGGGAAAGCCUUCAGCCAGACUACCCGCCUUAUUCAACAUCAGAGAGUUCACACGGGAGAGAAACCCUAUAAAUGUGCUGAAUGUGGGAAGGCCUUUAGUGAUAGCUCAUCCCGCUCUCAGCAUCGGAGACUUCACACUGGCCAAAGGCCCUACGCAUGUGUUGAGUGUGAGAAGGCAUACAGAACAAAAUCGUCCCUCAUUUGUCAUCAAAGAUGUCAUACGGGGGAGAAACCUUAUGAAUGUAGCUUGUGCGGUAAAGCCUUUAGCCAUCGGCAAUCCCUUAACGUUCAUCAGAGAAUUCACUCUGGAGAAAAACCGUAUCAGUGUAAGGAAUGUAGGAAAACCUUCAGCCAGAUUGGACACCUUAAUCUACAUAGAAGAAUUCACACUGGAGAGAGAUCUUACGAAUGUAAGGAAUGCAAAAAGGUCUUCAGACAAAGUGUGCACCUUGCUCAUCAUCAGAAAAUUCAUGCUGUAGAGUCAUCUCGGGCCCCCAGCUCUUCCUCACCCUCUGUGUCACCAAGUCCUGUUGAUACGCCUGCUGAAUAUUUUUGGAAUUCAUCCACAUCUUUCCAUUCUCGUUGCCCUAGUCCAAAACACUGUCCUUUCACCUGGACUAUUCCAAUUGUCUAAUAACUGGUCUCCUUGCAUCCUCUUUUGUCCCCUUCAAGUUCAUUCUUCACACUACUGCCACAGUGGUCUUUUCAAAAUGUAAAUGUAAUUUUAUGACACCCUUAAAACCCUUGCUAUGAAAUUUUGAACUACUUGAUGCAUACAAAGUGCUCAGCACAGUGCCUGACCCAGACUAAGUGCUCCAUAAUGUUAGCUCAGUAUCCUUCAGAGUCUGCUUGAAAGUUAUUUUUAAACAGUGAACUCUGGAAGGCAGUAUAUGUACUUGGAGAUCAUAACAAUUUUGGAACUGAAACAAUGUGGAUGAUGAGGAUUAGCAUGAGUAGUAUGUUUAAAGCUUGAGAUCACCACAAAAUAAGGCUGUGUUCCUUUGUUGGUGAGGAAAUUCAGUGUGACCUGAUACAUAGAAUAUUUUUCAGGAAAUGUCUAGAACUCUGGAUAAGACUGGAACAAAAGAACUAGAAUUUACUGGGAAGAAUGUAAGACUAUAUUUAUUCAAGGCAGAAAGUAAAAAUUCCUAAUAUUUAAAAUGGAAGAAACAGAGAACUUGAAUAGUGUAGCCCUCUUCUAAGACACCUGGGUUAACAGAUUAAUUCUAAACCUUCAAGGAAUCAUAAUUAAGCUGUCCUAGAGUGUAGAAAAAAUAAUUGAAAUGGAUUAUUUUGCAGUAUUUGGAAUACUUCUUUCAUGAGGCUAAUUCAACCCUAAUAUCAAACCCAGAAGAAAAAAACUUAUAGAUGAAUUUACUCAUGGUUUUAUAUAUAGGAAGGAAAUUAUUAACCUCUGUUAAGGAGAAUAGAGGUUCUGAAUAAAUGGAGAUCUGUGUUUCUAGAUGGAAGUUUCAAUAUUGUAAACAUGUUUGUACAGUCAAUUCCGGUCACAAUCCCUAUAGGAUAUCUUUACAUUGACAGUUUUGUUCUGAAAAUCAUGUAGAAUGGUAAAUAGGAAAGCAUCACAAGGAAAUUUUUGAAAAAGAUCGUAUACCCAUGAAUUUAGUUUACUGCAAAAGUAAUUAUUUUUGAUGUGUCAGUGGGAGAGAUGGAUUACUUAAAUGGUGCUUGACAGUUAUCCAACUGGAAAUAAGGUCAGAUCCACAUUUCACCCCUUACAGAGAAGUUCAUUCAAUAUGAUUAAAGAUGUAACAGGAAACAAUAUUAAGAUUCUAGAAGAGAAUGUAGAAUAUUUCUAUCCCUUUGAGUUCAGGAAGGCUUUGGUAAGCAGGACAGAGUCCAGAAGUCAUGAAGAGAGACAGAGUGAUAGGACCAUGUAAAAAAUUUAAAUUUUCCACAGUAUAAGACACUGUAUUCAAAGUUAAAAGGCACAUGACAGACUGAGAUAUAUUUUAACCAUAUAUUACGAAGCAUAUAGCCCUUAAAAAAGGGCUGUUGGAAAGCAGCAAGGAUAAGGUAAGAUACACAGUCUGACAAAGUCUGAUAAGAUGAGAUACACAGUAUAACAGCAACUCUUAAAUGAAGAAAUUAAAACAGUCAAAGGAGGAUCUUAAUUGCACUAAUGAUCAGAUAAAUGGAAAUUUUAAGAGUCCUCACCACCAACACAAACCAGCACACAUUUUAUGGAUAAUAUCCAGUACUGUUGCAGAUGUGAGAAACCAUAUUUUUAUAUUACAUUGGGAGGGUAAAUAGGUGGAAAGCCAUUUUAGAAGGCAAUAUGGUGUGACCUGUCGGUAUUUAAAAUGUAAUUAAUCACUGCUGCAAUUCUACAUCUAGGAAUUUAUCUUCUCGAAGAGCACAGGUGCAGAAAUAUAGAUGCAUAAGCACAUUCAUUACAGAAUUGUAAAAAACUUGGAACG